Molecule: messenger RNA, 2097 nt
Organism: Chara braunii
Lineage: Eukaryota; Viridiplantae; Streptophyta; Charophyceae; Charales; Characeae
Source: the annotation of a GenBank genome assembly
GCAGCGUGAAUCCUCUCACUCCCGCCGGCCUAAUUUCAGGGUCCUCUGAGAAAAAUCCCAUCUUUAUCUGUCAUACACGUUCAUUCCCCUCCGCGCCCUCUCAUAAAAGGGGAAAUGUGAAGGUCUGUCUGUGCUAGUUCCUCCCUGGGGAACCAGCGGUCUUCGCUGGGUUCCUGGUAGGCAAACCUGACUUUGUAAUGCCUCUGUGGUCUCCCUCUGCGGCCUGUACGGAACACAUCUUUGGCCACUAUUCUGUCUACAUCAGAACCUCCGUCCAUAUCUGGUGGGAUCAUGGAGCUGCGAGAGGGAAACUGAUCGUUCGUGACACAGGGAAGCAAACUUACAUAUGGGGAAUAUCGGGUAUGUGUGCAGAUGAAGAGGAGGAGGAGGAGGAAGAAGAGGAGGAGGAGGAGGAAGAAGAGGAGGAGGAGGAGGAAGAAGAGGAGGAGGAGGAGGAGGACGAAGAGGAAGAAGAGGAGGAGGAGGAGAAGAGGAAGACGAAGAGGAAGAAGAAGAAGACGACGAAGAGGAAGAAGAAGACGACGAAGAGGAAGAAGAAGGAAGAUGAAGACGAAGAAGAGAAGGAGGAGGAGAAGAGGAAGACGAAGAGGAAGAAGAAGACGACGACGAAGAGGAAGAAGAAGACGACGACGGCGAGGACGACGAGGACGACCAAGAAGACGACGACCAAGACGACGACGACGACGACGAUGACGACGACGACGACGACGAAGAAGAAGAAGAAGAAGAAGAAGAAGAAGAAGGCGAAGACGACGACGACGACGAAGAAGAAGAAGAAGAAGAAGAAGAAGAAGAAGAAGAAGAAGAAGACGACGGCGAAGAAGAAGAAGAAGAAGAAGAAGAAGGAGGAGGAGGAGGAGGAGGAGGAGGAGGAGGAAGAGGAGGAAGAGGAGGAAGAAGAAGAAGAAGAAGAAGAAGAAGAAGAGGAAGGAGGAGGAGGAGGAGAAGAAGAAGGAGAAGGAGAAGAAGAAGGAGAAGAAGAAGAAGAAGAAGAAGAAGAAGAAGAUGGAGAAGAAGAUUACAGAGUGGGUUGCUGGUCUACCCCUGGGAGAAGAAGAGGAGGCACUAAUGUCAAGGAACAGCAAGAAGCUGCCGCAGCCGAAAGACUACGGCUAGCAGAGCAAGCUGCAGCACAAACCCGGCGUCAAGCCGAGGCAGACCGGUUGGCGAUCGAUCAGCUCAACGCCGGCAGCGCUGAACGUGUAAGUGCUAACCAAGCACAAUGGACAGCGGUGCUGAACGGGAUGCGUUAUGUCCCGGUACCCGGCAGCGAGCCGACAACAGUACAGCAGGAGAGGCAAGACCUGGCAGAUAUUCUACUCCAUACAAUGCGCGCCGUCAUUUGGAAAAGCACCAUGGGGGAGCUGCAUUCCCAGUCCACACUGCAGCUGCAGCACGAUCUGAGCCACAACGUGAAGAUACUUGCAGCAGCUGUCAAGGUCGCAGACAACCAGCUGAAACAGCUAGAUGCGCGCAUUGCUACCUUGGAGGCAAGGCCUCCCCAAGCAGCGCCAGGCUGCACGACAGAGAUGACAGAUACGACGAAGCAGCUCAAUGGGCGCAUCGAUCAUGUCGUCAAUCUCAUCGGCGACAUAGGUGUUAUCAAUGGGCCGGACACGAUCAGUAGCACGGUGGCCGCCAUCAAGACGGACAUCACCAAGCUGCAGACGAAACCGGACGACGCCACGAAGAAUUCGACGACCACAACAAGACGGACGCUUUGGCAUGGUGGCAACGUUUCCUCACGGAAGCAUCAUGCCGCACUGUCCCGGCCGACGACAUGAUGAAGGCGCUAUACUUACAACUGAUUGGAGGAGCGCAGGCAUGGAUGAACCAUCUGGCGACUACCCACAAAUGCACCAUCGCCGAACUCCACACGCACCUCACGUGAAAAGAGUUCGAGAAGCUAUGGUUCACCUGGUUCAUGGUCCGCAACGUCGUGAAGGCGGCCAUGAAUGAGGUGUACACCUGCUCUCAAGGGAGUAUGCCAACUCGAGACUGGACAACCAAGUGGCAGAAGAUAGUGACCACGCCAGGCUUCGAUUUGAGUUUUCCUAAUCAACGAUCUGAGUUCUU